UCACACGUGUUCAUUUCUUAUUUAUUGUGCAGCAGUGAGAGAGAGAGAGAGCUUGCGCUCCACCACAGGCCUUCCUGAGGUUGUUUUGCCGUGCAAACAAACACGGAGGUGCGGUUCACUCAAAGUUUUUUAUCAACACAUCCGCAGCUCUGUGAAUGUCUUUGGCGUAUCAAACCAAAUGAAAAUGUGAACAGUCGGCGCUCUCCAACGCUCGGGGCCGAUAAGCCCAAGCCACGCCCGGCCGGCGGCGCCUGAGUUCUUGUCUGAAUAAUUCAUCUUGACGUGAUAUUUUAAGACGGCGUGUUUUGCGUGUGUGCGAGCGGCUGCUAAGAAAACCAAGCGAGCAAUGAGAAUAGCACCGCUAAGCGCCAAAGGCCCGAUUGGCCUUCCUUUGCCCGGCGACACUACCCUGACCGCAUGAGCCCGGCCAGCGGAGGGGCGCUCAUCUCCCUCCCACGCGGGCCUCACGGGUCACGUCUGGUCUUCCGGGAUCCUGGCCAUCAAUGACUGGAAUUCCCUCCACGUAUCUGCUAGCUAAGGGCUCGGAUGACUGGGAUGCCGACUGAGGUCAGAGUGUGACUCGUGAAGCCGGACGGAGGAAUGCGCAUGGCCGCUUGCUAUUGAUCCUUGUGAAGUGAAGGGGGACUUGGGGUUAGCUCUGUGGGCUGAAAGUCAACAUUUGGAGCCAAGAUGUUAGGCUUGGAUGAAGCAGCAAAAGUUCAUCCAUCUAUCAAGAAAUGGAGGCUGUUGGACACCAGUUUUGUCCAAUGCCAUGUUUGAGCGCAUGUUUGAACUCUGUCCAGUGGACACGAUCAUCAUUUGGUCUGCAGCGCUGCCUCUAUCACUGUCACUCUGGUAAACGAGCGCUGACGUCAGAGCGAGCGUUUGAACGGGGCUGACCUACUUAAGCGUUUGGCCCGGCAGACGCGUAACCCCGCCCGCAUCAAAACAAAGAGCCGCCGCCAUAUGCCCGACCGAGCUCUGCUACGCGCCUCCGGAAAGCUGUCUGUCCUUUUCUUUCUGGGUCGGCGAAGAGAAUGCGCUGCCUCGGCUUUGGUACGCUUGACAAAACCUAUGGCCGUACGUAGCCGCGUUUUCGGCUUCAACUUCAUCCAUGCCGUUCUUCGCUCUCUUUAUUGAGCGAUGACUCCUCCGAAGCAUUGGGGAGUCCCCCUUCUUAUUUUCCGUUAAACGGCCGCUAGGCACGAACGAGGUCAUUGUCUGGUUCCGAUGAAUAGAUGGAUCCCUUUUCACACACGGGAUGGUGCCUAUUUAGUUGCUUCGUAGCUGCGGCUGAAGAGUUUCUAAUCCGAGGUUGGGCCUUCAUCUGACAACAACUUUGACUACAACAAAGCCUUUUGGCCAAAAUUGGGACCCGGCCCAAAUAAAAGGAAUCUGCACGCAAAUGUCAGUCAGCGCUCUGUUGUCUUAUGGGAGCCUCGACGGAGCGGAGGCUGAGCCGCGGGCCGUCCCUCCCGAGCAGCAUCACCUGCCAACACCCCAAAGCGCAUAGAGCUCCUUUUCUUUCCAGGCGCCCGGAUCCGCCAGGGAGAAAGAGAACCACGGGCUCCAGACUCUUGAUGCAUCGGGCCAAUCGGUGAAACGGUGGGCCUCGGCCGCCUGUCCUCGGGAGACAUGGCCCGCCUCCCGCUCUGCGCUCUGCUACUCGCCGUCGCUCUGCGCUCGGCCGCCGCCACCGAGCACGACGUCACCCCUCGACUCACCUUCUCCUACAAUGCAGAGGAGAGACGAUGCAGGAGUUUCUCUGUGGGCGGAGUCUUCAACUUCACGUCGCUGCUGCUCAGCAAGGAGGACAACGCACUGUUUGUGGGCGCCCGCGAGACUCUCUUUGCGCUCAACCUGUCGGACGUCGGCGCGCUCAAGCCGCAAAGAGCUCUCUCGUGGAAAACUCCGGACAAGAAACGAGGCGAGUGCAGUUUCAAAGGAAAAGACCUGCGGACGGAUUGCUUCAACUACAUCAAGAUCUUACUGCGAGUGAACGGCACUCAUCUGUACGUGUGCGGAACGUUCGCCUUCAGCCCCAUCUGCGCUUACGUCAACACUGCAAACUUCUCCCUGGUCAGAAGUCACUCCGGCGAGAUUGUCACAGAGGACGGGCGCGGCCGCUGUCCUUUCAACCCUGGCUACCGGUCCACCGCCAUCAUGGCCGACGGAGAGCUGUAUGCCGGCACCGUCAGUAAUUUCCAGGGAAACGAGCCCGUCAUUUCCAGGAGUCUCGGCCAAGGAAGCUCUCUCAAAACGGAAAACUCCCUCAACUGGCUUCAAGAUCCGGCUUUCGUGGGCUCCGCCUACAUCCGAGAGACCCUGCUCGAGGGCGGCCCGAUGGGCGACGACGAUAAGAUUUACUUCUUCUUCAGCGAGGCAGGAAAGGAGUUUGAUUUCUUUGACAACACCGUGGUGUCACGCAUCGCCCGCGUGUGCAAGGGGGACCUGGGAGGAGAGAGGGUCCUGCAGAAGAAGUGGACCACCUUUCUCAAGGCGCAACUGUCGUGCUCGCUGCCCGACGACGGCUUCCCCUUCAACAUCGUCCGGGACGUGUUUGUGCUGACGCCCAGCCCGCAGGAGUGGAAGAGCACCGUCUUUUACGGAGUCUUCACCUCGCAGUGGUACAAUGGCGCCUCGGGAACCUCCGCCGUGUGUUCCUUCACUAUGGAGCAAGUGGAAAAAGCCUUCAGCGGCAGAUUCCGCGAGGUGAACCGAGAAACCCAGCAGUGGUCCACCUACAACCAUCCCGUCCCGGAACCCCGGCCCGGAGCGUGUAUCACCGACGCGGCCCGCAAACAAGGUGUCCUGUCCUCGCUGCACAUGCCGGACAAGGUGCUGAAUUUUGUCAAAGACCACUUCCUGAUGGACAGCGUGCUGCGCAGCCAGCCUCUGCUGCUCAAACGCCACGCUCGCUACACACGGAUCGCUGUCCAUCAAGUGGCGGCGGCGGCCCGUGAGGCCUACUACCGCGUGCUCUUCAUCGGCACAGACGACGGGAGACUCCAUAAAGCCGUGAGUGUGAAAAACAAGAUGCACGUCAUCGAGGAGCUGCUGCUCUUCCGCCGCUCGCAGCCUGUGCGGCACAUGCAACUGGACGCGGAAAAGGGUUUUCUCUACGUUUCCACUUUCUCCGAACUGGUGGAGGUCCCGCUAGCCAACUGCACUAAUUACCCGAGCUGCGGCGAGUGCAUCCUCUCCAGGGACCCGUACUGCGCCUGGAACGGCAGGCGCUGCGUCCGUGUCACACAGGCUGCGCCGAGCGACGUGCUGCUGCAGGAUGUGGACAACGCGGACGCUUCGGCCCUUUGCGACGAGACGGCGGCCGGCGCACACGCGUCGUCUUGCCAGGCGGUCGUCAUCCCCCCCAACACUUUCCAAGUGCUGCCUUGCGAGCUGCGCUCCAAGCUGGCCCGGAGGUCGUGGGUGUUCAGCGAGACUUCGGCUCACUCGCGCUACCUCGGCUCGGAGGGGGGGCUGGCGGUGGUGGCGGCGGCUCAGCCCGACGGCCAAGAGACCUACGAGUGCUGGUCGGUGGAGGAAGGCUUCCGGCAGCUGCUGGCCAACUACUGCGUGCGCGGCCAGCCCCAGCGCCAGCGCGAGGACGGCGGUGCCCGGACCGGCUGGACCCGCACCCCGGCCGCCUCGAGGGACGGCGCUGUCGUCCGGCCCGGUCAGGACGGCUCCCCGCAGAUCGACGCCAAGACCUACUGGAACGAGCUGGUCGUGGUGUGCGCCCUCCUGGCCUUCUCCCUGCUGGUCUUGGCGCUCUUUGUCAUCUACAGAAACGCCGGGCGCAGCGUGAAGUCUGUGCUGAAGGAGGGCGAGCCCCCCGGCACGCGACACAAAAAGCCCGCCGAGAACCUGCCGCUCAACAGCGACGCGGCGGCCGUCCCGGCCGACCACAGGGGCUACCGGACGCUUCGCGACAGCCGCGGCUCGCCGCCGCGGGAGCGCUCGUCGCCGGACGCCGGGUUCUCCGAGUCGGGCGGAAUGCCGCCCGCGCCGCAUUCGGACGCCGGCCCGCGGCCUCGAGUCAGACUGGGAUCCGACAUCAAAGACUCUGUGGUGUAAAGGCGCUCCUGCGGAUGCUGCUCGGGAGCGUCAGCGAUGCGGCGGUUUGAACAGCGGACACGAGCGUCACCCACGUUUUGCACGGCGUCCCGCCGUCCGUGAGCAUUUCUUUAGUGCGUUCGGAGCGUACCUUCAGACAUCGAGUGCGUUUGCUCAGAACCCGAGCGGUGCGGAAGUCCGCUCCAACCCGAGCUCACGGAUGAAAAGGUCACACACGCUCCCCUUCAGGACUUUGAGGAGAGCUCUUCAAACACUCCGAGAUGUUUCCUUUCAUUUUAUUUGUCAGGCCUGCCUGCCAGCCAGCCAUUAACACUCUUUGCCCUGGAGGCUAUGCAC
Messenger RNA from Syngnathus acus (greater pipefish), 4413 nucleotides. RefSeq names its product semaphorin-4B-like. Gene Ontology annotation, biological process: positive regulation of cell migration; negative regulation of axon extension involved in axon guidance; semaphorin-plexin signaling pathway. The transcript is spliced from 16 exons. Gene Ontology annotation, molecular function: semaphorin receptor binding; chemorepellent activity. The coding region runs from base 1636 to 4077 and encodes 813 amino acids. Lineage: Eukaryota; Metazoa; Chordata; Actinopteri; Syngnathiformes; Syngnathidae. The record is from RefSeq and is a predicted model, not a curated record.